Messenger RNA from Aphis gossypii (cotton aphid), 502 nucleotides. Its product is annotated as ATP synthase subunit g, mitochondrial-like. The transcript is spliced from 3 exons. Lineage: Eukaryota; Metazoa; Arthropoda; Insecta; Hemiptera; Aphididae. Gene Ontology annotation, molecular function: proton transmembrane transporter activity. Gene Ontology annotation, biological process: proton motive force-driven ATP synthesis. The coding region runs from base 132 to 434 and encodes 100 amino acids. The record is from RefSeq and is a predicted model, not a curated record.
UUUUAUCACGACCUGACAUUCAUAGUUCAUACAUAUUACUUCUUAGACCUCGUUAAUAAAUAAUAUUUUACGUUUUCAUUCUCUAUUUCACAUUGAGUUAAACUUAUUUCUAACUUUAAAAAAUCAGCAAAAUGAGCGGGGCAGUCAAGAAAGUCGGCUUAGUUAGCUCAUUCAUUGCCACAGCUAAGCCCAACUUACAAACUUUUGUGAAGUACGCUAAAGUAGAAUUAACUCCACCCAAAUUAUCUGACUUACCAGAAGUAAAAAAUGAGAUUUCCAAAAUGAUACAAACAGCCCGAACUGGACGUUGGAAGAAUAUCACCGUCAAGGACGCUACUCUCAAAUCUCUCAUUUUUCUUGAAGUAUAUAUGUGGUUCUACGUCGGUGAAUGUAUAGGAAAGAGACACUUAAUUGGAUAUGAUAUCAAAUUAUAAAUGUAUUCCUGUAAUUUAAAGUAAUUAAUACUUCACCAGAUUAAAUACAAUUAUUUUGUAUCUAGAAA